Messenger RNA from Fusarium oxysporum Fo47, 705 nucleotides. RefSeq names its product Rdx family-domain-containing protein. Bases 297 to 695 code for a protein of 132 amino acids. NCBI's taxonomy places the organism in Eukaryota, Fungi, Ascomycota, Sordariomycetes, Hypocreales, Nectriaceae. The transcript is spliced from 2 exons. The record is from RefSeq and is a predicted model, not a curated record.
UAUCCCCUCAUACAGUAUAGUAUACAACCAAUUAUCAAUCACUGUCUAAGGCACCUCAAGCCAUUAGGACGAGGUUCCCGUACUCUUUUACUGUCUCGAUUGUUCCCUUCAUAUCUCAAUGAUAAGGUCACCUUACUGGAAGAUUUAGUUGUCGAACUCAAGCUCGGAAGCCUCAACGCCUCAGAGUUUAAAAACUCAAAGGUCCAGCCCGGCCAAGCCAAGAAUAGACCACGACGUUCCCGGAAACGACUGCAUAGCAUAACAAAACCAGCAACUGAGAGACGGCGGCAAAAACCAUGACAAGCCAGGCGUCGACGCAAACGCCUCUUCCCCGCGUUUCUAUCCAGUUUUGCACGCAGUGUAAAUGGAUGUUACGAGCUGCCUAUUAUGCUCAAGAACUCCUCUCCACGUUCUCAACAGGCCUCGGAGAGGUCGCUCUUCAGCCUUCUACAGGCGGGACUUUCAUCGUGACUAUCACGCAUCAAGCCCCUGGUGCAGGCAUUGCUUCUACAAAGACCCUCUGGGAUCGACGGGAAGAUGGGGGCUUUCCUGAGACGAAGGAGCUCAAGAGGAGGGUGAGAGAUGUCAUUGAACCAGGAAGAGAUCUAGGCCAUGUUGAUAGGGAUCACGGGAAGAAGGAGGAGACAGCGAAAGACAAGCCAGUUGAGACGGAGAAAUGUGAGGAUUGUCAGUAGCAUUUCUCAA